Messenger RNA from Aphis gossypii (cotton aphid), 6534 nucleotides. RefSeq lists its product as uncharacterized. The record is from RefSeq and is a predicted model, not a curated record. The coding region runs from base 135 to 1544 and encodes 469 amino acids. The transcript has 5 exons. Lineage: Eukaryota; Metazoa; Arthropoda; Insecta; Hemiptera; Aphididae.
AUGAUUGUAGAAUUGUUUAUAUCACGUUUACUCUAGGUUUUUAUAACAAUCUUAUCUUAUAAUUAAAUACAAUACACUUAAAUUAUUUUCAUAAAAUUUUUAAUCCAAAAUAUACAUCGGCCCAGAGUUAUAAUAUGACAACCGGCCCACCGGGAACUUUCCCGGUAUCCCGGUGGGCCAAUCCGCCGCUGAGUCUACAGCUAGAGACUUGUGAUAAUGAUAUUAUACAUGAAAGCAGUUCAAUUAUUAAUCCAACUGACCAAAUAGUUGGUGGUCAGCAUUUUAAUACUACGGAGACUUGUGAUAAUGAUACUAUACAUGAAAGCAGUUCAAUUAUUAAUCCAACUGACCAAAUAGUUGGUGGUCAGCAUUUUAAUACUACGGAGACUUGUGAUAAUGAUACUAUACAUGAAAGCAGUUCAAUUAUUAAUUCAAAUUCAACAGACCAAAUAGUUGGUUGUCAACAUAUUCCAAGUGCUGAGGAAUCAGAAACUCGUGGUAUAUUUGAUUCACUGGAAAAUGAUCCAGCUAAUUAUAUAAAAAUUCAGAAAUGGACACCGGAGUUAAAAAAUUUGAUUUUAAUGCGUGGUGCUUAUCAACCAAAUGAAAAUGACUUACCUAAUGGUGAAUACCCUAAAGAUUCUAACAAUAAACGAAGUUUUCAUUCAUCGUGGUAUUUUAGAAAAUUAUUAGAUAUGACAUACAUUAAGCGGGACUGGCUCACCUAUUCACUAAAAUUGAACAAAGUGUUCUGUCUUUAUUGUAUCUUAUAUGGAAAUAGUGAAAACAGUUCUUGGACAACAUAUGGUUAUAGUUAUUGGAAAAAUGGAUUAAUGGCAAUAGUGAAACAUGAAACUUCAUCAGCACACGUAAUGUCUUCUUUAAAAAUUAAACUUAAAGAAAGUUGCUUACCUCUUGUACCAUCGAUCAUUGAAGAAAGAAAUCGUCAAGUUGCAUUCAAUCGAGAAGUAGUCAAACAAUUAAUUGAAAUAACUAUAUUCUUAGCAAGACAUAAUCUUUCAUUUCGUGGCCACCAUGAGAGCUGGGAAAGUGAUAUAAAAGGCAAUUUUAAAGACAUAGUCAUCUUGUUGGCUCAUCAUUCACCAGUGUUAUCAGUGCAUAUUAAUCAAUUGAAGUCUAAAGGAAGAAAAGAAAGUUCUUUUAUAACAUGGGAUAGACAAAACUUAUUGAUUGAAUCUAUUGCCGAGUAUAUUUUAAGUGUAAUAAAAACACAAAUAAUGUCUGCUCAGUAUUUUAGUAUUUGUAUAGAUUCAACUUUCGAUGUAUCCCAUAAAGAACAGCUAUCUUUUAUUGUGCGAUACUUAUUUCAUGAUAAAAUUCAUGAAAGACUAAUAGCAUUGACUGAAUCUCCUUGUACUACUGGCGAAGCACUUUUUGAUCAAUUUAAAUUAGUAAUGGAAAAAUCUAAUUUAGAUUGGAAAAAUAAACUUGUUGGACAAUCAUACGAUGGGGCAGCAAAUAUGAGAGGUUCGUAUAGUGGGCUACAAUCUCGAAUCAUUGAUAUAAAUCCAAAGGCUUUAUAGUUUAUAUGUAUGGUGCUAUGCUCAUCGACUCAAUUUAGUAGUGUUAGCAGCAGUAGGUUCUUGCAAAGAAGCAGCUAAUUUAUUUGGAAAUUUAGAGAAGUUAUACAAUUUCAUUAGUUGUAGCAAAAUAAGAUCUGAUUUAUACAGAAAAAAACAACAAGAAAUAUAUCCUAAAAACCAAAUUCGAUCUAUUUAAAGAGUUGGAACUACGAGAUGGAUGUCCACAUCUUUUGCUUUACAUACAGUACUAGAAACAUUGGAAUCCAUUUUAGAUUUAUUUAGUGAAAUUAAAACACAUGACGGAGUAUCCGAUUUCAAAACCAGUAGUGAGUGUAAUGGAUUACUCAAUUACUUUCAAUCCUCUGAGUUUAUAUUAACUGCGUUUAUUUUCAUACGUAUUUUUGAUAUCAUUGAACAUUUGAGCAAAAUAUUUCAAUCUCGAGAUUUAGAUGUGUUAACAGCAGUCAAUUUGUUGAAUAAGGCAGAAUCAAAAUUAUCUUUACUUCGUUCAGAUGAAGAGUUUGCUGUUAUUUUUGGUAAUGCAAAGAGUUAUUCUGAGGAGCACUUUGGGGAUUUCAUAUUAUGUAAGACGCAAUCUAACAGACAUCGUAAAAGGAAAGUUCCACGCCGGUCUGGUGAAUUAGCUGAAGAUGAGCCCAUUGAUAAUGUUGAACAGUAUUUUAAAAUAUCUGUAUUUUUUAAAACUAUAGACAUUAUCCUUCAACAAAUUCAUGACAAGUUUACUGCAAAAACCAUAUCUGUUAUGAAAGACAUAGGUCUUUUGUCUUUAAGAAGAAUGAGAGAGAUAACCAAAGUUCCUAAAGAUGCUUUCAAAAAAAUUUGUGAAAUCUAUGAAUUAAACCAGGAAAGUGUGAAAAAUGAAUACAUACUGUUUAAAAAUAUACUUAAAGAUUUAGAUGUACAUUUAUUAACAGAAUUGCCCAAAAAGUUACACGAUGAUUCUGAUUCUAAAGAUGAUUCUGACGAUGAUGCAGAUGAAAUUCAAGAGAAAGGUGAUUUUAAAAAUUUGGGAAGUUUAAUACAAAUAUUUAAAAUUAUAAAAGCAGCUAAUUUAAAACCAGAAUUUGAAAAUUUGUUUGAAAUAAUAAAAUUAAGUUUAACAUUACCUACUUCAAGUUGUACUGUUGAAAGAUCUUUUUCAAAAUUAAAGAUAAUUAAAUCACGUCUAAGAUCUACAAUGCAGCAGAACAGACUAGAGAAUCUAAUGGUGAUUUCAUGUGAACAUGACAUAGACAUUGAUGUUUCCAAGAUCAUUGAUAUAUUUGCCACAAAAACUACAAUAUUAAGAAAAUUAUUAUUAUCAUAAGUUUUCAACAUAAACCAAAAAAUGUUAAAAGUAUGGUUGGAAUAUGUAAAUGGAUUAAUUAUAAUAUUAACUACAAUAUUAUAUAUAUAUUUUUAAAUUACUCUAUAGUUUUCAGCAGCAUUAUUAUGUAACAAUAACUACUUAUUAAAUAUUUAAAACUAGAAAUUAUGUAAUAAAAUAACUUAAGUUUUUAAGGACCGCAGUUUCCCUGUUUCUCCUUAAAAAAUAUAUUAAUUUAAAAAACUAGACUUUAUAUAGGUUAUAUUAUAUUUAUAAAUAUUAAAUACAUUUAUAAGUUUUACAAAGACAAUACCUUUGACCUGCCGUGUAUAUAACAUGUUAUAGUAGUAUAAUAGAAUUAUACUGAAGAGUUCAGCACAAAGGUAUCGAUAUCUUAGUACAAAAAAUCAUUUGAGGCCGAACACGUAAAUUGUGGCCGUUGAAUUUUGAUUUCGCCUAACCAUUAUUUUCAAAGUUCGGCGCCACUGGUGAUGAUUAAUAACCCCCUUCAGGUGCCGCAAAAGGGUUGAAUAUUGAUAAAUAUGGUAGUUUUAGGGUUUUUAAAUGCUAAAAUUAUUAUCUAAACUCAUUUUUUUAAAAUAAUUUCAUGAAGUAAUUUAAAGAGACUACUCCGAAAUGGUCCCACGCUAAAACGGCACAACGCCAAAAUGGCCACGCCGAAAUGUCCGGAUCCGAAAAUAUUUACAGUAAUUGAAUAAGUAUUUAUAUAAAGUUAUUUAAAAACUAAAAAUAUUAGAAGAAAUAGAUUAUAAUAAUAAAAUAUAUAAUUUUAUUCCUAGUAAUUUUUUAAAAAGAGCAGAGGUUUAUAUAUUGAACUAUAACAUACUUAAUAUCAUACUGCAUAUUUUAAUUAAAAAAAAUAAUAAAAUAAAAAAGACUUAAUGUGCAAUUGUAUUCAAAGACUUAAAUAAUUUAUAAAUGUAGUGGAUUACUGAUUUAAAUAUUUUGAAAAAUAAAUUUACAAUACAACAUUGAAAAAUACCUAUUUGUUUUAAGGUUCUUCUUGGAGAAAUUAAUAUUUUUAUAAUAUUUUUAUUCAUUAAAAAUUAUAAGAAAACAUUUUUUAUGUUUUAUUAUAGGCAACUGCAUUUUACAUAGGUACAUAAUAUAUGUAUUGUACAUAAUACUGUGGCGGCCCACAAAUACAUUUUUUUUAUAUCAUUAACUGCGGUAACACCUCAGCCACCGUCAGCUGUGCACCCCUACUCCCUUUUUGGGGUCGUUAUAAAUACAGUCGAUUACGGCACCGAGGUGUUAUCAUUUUUUCUUAUCAGUGUUAUCACAUAAUCUUAUAGUAUCACCCAUAUUAAAUAUUAUAAUAUUAUUAUAUUAUAUUCAAUUAUAAUUUGGUAAUUAACUCAAUAAAGUAUAAUAAUAAUUAUUAAUUAAUAAGUAAUCGACUGUAUUUAUAACGACCCUACUUUUUGUAUAACUAUCGCAGGCGCCGAUCGUUGCCUGCCUCCAUGGAUUUUCCUCCAUCCAUCUUUUCGCUCACUUUUUCUUACGAACGUCUUACUAUUCGCAUACUCAUUUUUAUAUUUUUCUGCCGUCUAUUAUUUUUCCAUUUAUUUAUUUUUAUUUUUGUAAUAAAACUAUGAUAAACACAUUUCUUUAAUCUAACUUGUGUUGUGUCAUUAAUAUUUUGCAAUAUUGGUAUUAAUAAACGUCUCGUAACCAAAUUGGUGACCUCUCAUAUUUUGUUAGACCUUCCACGUCUGUUCAACUAUUUUUACCGCCAGUCGUUGUGCAAGAUUGGGGAGACGUUUGAUCGCUCGGCACCACCAACGCGAGUACCGAUAAUACGAACGCGAGUGCGAAUAGGAACGUCGCGAGUGUGAACUCGAACAUCGCGGGUAUGAAUUAAAACGUCGGUGAUUUUCUUUGACCUCUCGCGCCUACCAACUCAUCGACAAUAAUGCCGUUAGACAUAAAUGCAUUCACAUCCGUACGACUAUCCGAAUCUUAGCGUCAUUCGCCACAGCAGUGGCUUACACACGCGGAAGCAAUUUUCCACAACAAACGCGUUAGGUCCGAUCUGUCACGCGUGAAUCAUGUUCUCGCCGCGCUUGACGAAGACGGCAUUCACACUUUUGGAGACUUACUAGGUUCUAACAUUCAAUAUUCCGCCGUCAAAAGCCGGCUAGUUACCGCGUACGACGUUCCACAAGCCACUAGGUUUCGUUCGAUCGUUCAACACGGAAAAGCAUGGGUGACCGACGUCCUUCUCAGAUGUUGCGUGACAUGCGUAGCGCGUUACCGAGCGGAAUCGGCUAUACAUAGGUAUUAUAUUAUAUUAUACAUAUGUGCACUUAUAGCGUUUUGAUAAACGAUUAGAAAAUGACUAAAUAGAUUGAUAGAAUAAAUUAUUCAACAUAACUUUACAAUAAAAUAAAGAUGUUUAAUGUAAAUGAACGUUUUAAUAAUAAUCUACCGUAGUGUUAUCUAAUAAAAUAUCAUAUCAAGCUGAAAUAAAAAAAAUAAUAGUUGCAUUAUGUGAAUGAAACUAUUAGCCACUCGUGUUAUUCAAGGAAUCAAUAAAUAUUUAUAAUUAAACAAUUUGUUUUAUAUUAAUCAUUGAUCAUUGUAUUAAUAUAUUAUUAACAAUUUAUUAUAUCGACAUAUACCUAACUUGUGUUCAUAAAACGAUCGCACUACUAUUAAAUAUACGAUGUCUAAAAAUCAUUCAUUUAAAAUGUUGCUUAAAGGUUGUGAUGAAACAGAAUCGACUAAACAGUUCUCAAUCAAGACAAUCUAACGCCGUCACAGGAUAAAGAUCGCUCGUUAUCAAUUGCAUAUUAUAUUAAAAACAGAAGUGGAUGUAUUCCUAAUGCACUAGACGUUGACUAUCUUAUGAAUGAAACAAAAUCAAAUAAAGCAAUUACUAACAUUUGUUGAUGGCCAUUGCAAAGACCAGUAGCACCGGAAACUGAAAACGUUUGAAUUCGAAAGGCAUAUGUUGGAAUCAUUGGGAUGUGUGGUAACAUUAAAUCUUCGCCUUUAAACUUUCCGUUUGAAAUUGUAGCUUCAAUAAUGUUGUUCAUCAACUUUUUCACUGAAAGCCUGGUACCGUUGAAGAAACUUAGUGGAUUGAUAUUCCGUAAGAGAAUGAUGGGCACAUAAAUUUUCAAUGUUAGAACGCGCGGUGGCAAAUCAAGUGAAUUCAGUUGGAUAUUUCAAUAAUUAUUGAUAACUUCGUCUUGAUUCAUUACGUUAUCAUUUGCUACUUGAUUUUAUGUUCUGUUUUCUAACAGUCUCAAUGCUUGUUGUAAUUCAUUUAUUUUUAUUGUGUUGAUUUUGUUUUUAUAAUCGAUGUUCCCUCCUUUGCCGAUUCCAUAUUUGAUCUUGUUACUAAAUGAUAUAAGAUACAUUAUAUCACAUGAUUAUUUGUUUUAUUUUACUAAAUUAAUUAUCUUUAAGUUAUUUUUUCAUAUAAAUGAUAAAUUUAAUGAAGUUACUUGGACGGCAUGUUUUUCUUUUUUCUUUCUUCUAAUAAAUCGUAAAUAUCAUUUUGGUAUACUUACCCAGCUAAAUCCACUAGAUUAAAUUUAAUUUCUGGACCUUCUUGUUCUAUUUUAAAUUUAAUUGUACAUAUACAAUGGGACCGACUUGAUUUGAUAUUGGAUGAUGUACAUGCGAUUUUUU